Molecule: messenger RNA, 1189 nt
Organism: Dreissena polymorpha
Lineage: Eukaryota; Metazoa; Mollusca; Bivalvia; Myida; Dreissenidae
Exons: 7
Coding region: 39-989 (316 amino acids)
Source: RefSeq, a predicted model, not a curated record
UUGCAGUUCAGUCAACAACAUCAGAUUCAGAGGACAAUAUGCCAAGUAGUGAUGAUUCCUUCACUGAGUCUUUAACUGAUGUGCCAGAGCUUUCUUUGGAUGAUGGAGUUGAGACGUUGAUAAAGGCACAGGAUUCUUCUACGAAAGACACUUAUGAGAAUGAAGCACAAAAGAUGUUUUUGGGAAUAUUUGAUGUCCAUAUUGAAAAUCUCAUCCCACCUUCGCCAAAAAGAGCAUCAAGACUGCUGGACCUUGAACACGUGAAGUUUUUAAUGGACUCUUUUCAAAGUGGAGUUUUUCAACAACUUACAAUACUGGUGGGAAUGGUCCCUGACGAUUGUGACCCGUCGAAAUUAAAGAUGAAAGGUGCCGGACAGGUUGAGACCCUUGGAGGGAAUCACACAAGGGAAGCCCUUCAGGGUCUUCUAAGGCGUGGUCUCGCAACUAUAACCACAGUCAAAAUGAAUAUUUAUUCAGCCCUGUCAACAUGCACAGCCUUGACGGUGGGUUGGCAGCACAAUGUUUGCUUGCAGGAGAAGCAAAAGCCUCUAAGCUUCAUUGACAAGGUGAGGCUUAUGAGACAAGUUCGCCCAUCAAUGCACAUGUCACCAACGGAUAUGAAGGCUUGGAAAGAAACUCUGUCUUCCAUCUUUCAUGUGAAGGACAUCAGAAGAUUCCAGAAUUCGUAUGGACUGCAUAUGAAGAUGGCUCGGCUUGAACAGAGAGUUUGGGCCAUUGUGGAGGAAGUUUCGGGUGAUUCAGUGAAGAUCACUGAAAAAUUCUUCAGACCACUCUUGAAAAUUCAAUCAACCGAGGAUAUUGAGUCGUGUCUGAACAUUCUGCGAAGCAAAGGAUUAGCUGAAUAUAACAACAAAAUAAAGGAAUUUUUGGGAUCCAGACCACUUACAAAAAAAAGAAAGCAAACUGACCUGGAAGAUGAUGCCAAUGAGGAAUGUUCAAACACUUCUGAGGGACUCCUUGUAAGUUAAUUAAUUUCCUUUUUUGUGUAACAGAAACAUGAGCAAUUAAAUAAAUAAAUAAUGCAAGUAUUAAGAAAGGCCUUGUGUUUGAUUGGAAAUCAGGUAAAUGAUGUUAAAAUGAAAAAGUAUUUGAUCUUUUAAAUAGCCUGAAAAAGCAUUUUGAGAACAUUACCUGUGAAAUUGGGAAGUUGUGCUUCAGUUUUCCUUGU